AUGGAUGGAAAUGAAGAGAGAGAGAGAAGAAGGCGAGAAAGGAAGAAAGGAUACACUUACGGAACUGCUCAAUUCCUUCUGGAUAACAAACAGGAAGGCAAUGUGCAGCAUGUCCACCAUCACUCUUCUCCUCCUCCUGCUCCUCCUCCUGCUCCUCCUCUUACUCCUCCUCCCACUCUAUCCAUUUUGUCUGCCUCUCCUCUUCUCUGUACACCACCAACAGAUCCAAUUUUCAAUGUUCCUUCUUUACCAAAAUAUCCUAGCGAAUAUCCUGCUGUGCUUCUGUUCAUUUUAGUUGGCAAUCCAUUUGGACUAUCAAACAUAUUUCCAAACCCACCAUGCUCAAGGUUAACAUCGGUGAGACGUGCUAUCAACCAAUCAUAUAUCUGCUUGCAGUUACAAGUGUGUUUUAUUUUUAGUCAAGGUCGUUUAGUUGCAUUGACUCCACAAACAAUGGUCUAA
Molecule: messenger RNA, 462 nt
Organism: Echinococcus granulosus
Lineage: Eukaryota; Metazoa; Platyhelminthes; Cestoda; Cyclophyllidea; Taeniidae
Exons: 3
Coding region: 1-462 (153 amino acids)
Source: RefSeq, a predicted model, not a curated record